Messenger RNA from Penicillium daleae, 276 nucleotides. RefSeq lists its product as uncharacterized. The transcript has 2 exons. Lineage: Eukaryota; Fungi; Ascomycota; Eurotiomycetes; Eurotiales; Aspergillaceae. The coding region runs from base 1 to 276 and encodes 91 amino acids. The record is from RefSeq and is a predicted model, not a curated record.
AUGAACAUAAUCGACUCAACCGGUAACACCGCACUGUCUUUGACACCGGAAGGCAGUCGUGUCGCCCGCAUACUCCAUGAACACUCGGCCAGUUCGGACAAGCAGGGUGGGAAACAUCGAGUAGCCGCUGAACCCCGUCCACAUUCUAACAUUUCACGAACGCCUUCGCGCUCUAUAAAACCAACCAUCAGCGAGUCAGCCGAAGAAAGGAAGAAGAAGCUCGAGAAGAAGAAAGUUGAGGAAAGACGAAAUCGGACACUGAAGGGUAUUAUCUAG